GAAUGUCCCGAAGGCGUUGUGCAUGAAGAAUGCUUCAAAGAAAUCUACGCAAAGUUCUUUCCACAUGGCAGUAAGUAUUCGUAUAAGAUUAUUGCCAGAUAUUUGACACUAAAGAAUUUAAUGGUAUUGUGUAUACGCCGAUGUGUUACACAUGACUUUCUCAAUAUACUGUCAACACUGCUGCGCGGUACAGUGUACGACAAAGUUAAAUGGACCUUCAAAUUGUACGAUGUGAAUGGUGAUGGUCGAAUAUCACGUGGCGAAAUGAGCGAUUUAUUUCAUUCGAUACACGAGCUAAUGGGUCGACGACCGCACCAACCGGAGGAGGAUCGAAAAGCCAAAGAUCAGUUGGAACGCACCUUCCGUUCAUUUGAUCCACAC
Molecule: messenger RNA, 381 nt
Organism: Rhagoletis zephyria (snowberry fruit fly)
Lineage: Eukaryota; Metazoa; Arthropoda; Insecta; Diptera; Tephritidae
Product: Kv channel-interacting protein 1-like
Molecular function (GO): calcium ion binding
Source: RefSeq, a predicted model, not a curated record